AUGGCAAACAAAUCAACCCCAGAUCUCCAUUCUCCCGAUUGCACCUCUCCGUCUGCGUCUGCAUCUGGCCCCUGUAACACCGACAGGCUACGCAGUUGUAUGCUCUGCCGUCAGCGUAAAGUCAAAUGCGAUCGCCAGCAGCCUUGCUCCAACUGUCUUCGUUUCGAGCUAGAUUGCUCGUACCCAGCCGGCCGGGGAAGAGCUAAACGGCGUCUUCCCCUUGUUGAUCGAUUGCAGAGACUCGAAGACACCAUCAGGAAACUGGCCAGUCAGGUUGAUGCCUCAAAUAAUACAGACGGAGCUUCCCCUGCGACCGAAGUUGGGCCGCGUCACGACCACAGACGAGGGCAUCCUUCCCCCUCCAACUGCAACGGCUCGAGCCCAGAUGCUUCCAUUGACCAGCAACUCGGCCGUCUAAUGAUAGACGACAGCAAGAGUUACUAUAUCAGUAACAUCAUGUGGGCCAACUUGGGUAAUGAGAUCGAAGAAUUGCGCGACUUGUUGCACGACCCUGUCUCGGACGAUGAAGACUACGUCCCCGCCGACGGAUACAUACCCGAAGCAGUUUCACCAUUUGGAACAAGCGCUGCUGUGCUGGGCUUCCGCUCCCUUGGCCAUUCUCUUCGGCCAUACCAUCCACCCAUGCAGAUGUCUGUGGCUCUGUUGACAAUCUUUCGCGAGAAUGUACUUCCUCUGGUGCACAUCUUCCACAUGCCCACCACCGAGCAGUGGUACUGGGAUACAGUUGUAUCGCUAGAUUCGCUUAACAAAAACACCGAAACGCUGCUGUUUUCUAUUUAUUACUCUGCCAUUAUCAGCAUGGACGAGACUCAGUGUCUUGAUAUACUGGGUUCAACACGCUCCGACUCCCUCGACAAGUAUCGCUUCGCAGUUGAGCAAGCUCUGGCUCGAGCCAACCUUCUUAACACGCAGAGUUUCGUUCUCCUUCAGGCAGUUGUGCUAUUCUUAUCGGGCCUGCGUAACGAGGAUGAUUCAAGAACGACGUGGUCCCUUACGUCGCUCAUCUUUCACAUUGCCCAGGCGAUGGGUCUCCACCGCGACGGAACUACAUUUGGACUUAAGCCACUCGAUAUAGAACUACGCCGGCGUCUGUGGUGGCAUAUUUGUCUUCUCGAUAUGCGCUCCUCUGAAUUUCACGGUUACGAGCCUAUAGUUCACGAGGGUAUGUUUGACACAAGACUUCCCUUGAACAUCAAUGACAGCGACAUCAGUCCUCUUAUGACACAAUCUCCCCCAGAGCAUCAAGGAGCUACAGAAAUGACAUUUUGCCUGGUCCGUUGCGAAGGCAUGAGAGCUGGGUGGAGGGUCGGUUACGCGUCGCCAACGCCAAGUGCCACAGCAGACGGCGCGCUGGAAGAUCGUGAAGCAGUGGUCCAAGAUCUCAAAACCCGCUUGGAGACCCAAUACCUACGCCAUUGCAAUGAAUCAGUACCUUUUAUGCUAUUCACAUCUACCGUCGCGCGUCUCAUUAUUGCACGCACCUGGCUCGCAGUUCACUACCCCAGCAAGCAGAAGCCAGAGUAUAGCUCGACUCUGAGCAAAACCACUCGAGAUUUGCUAUUUUCCACGUCGACUGAAGUUCUUGAACUUUCAAGCUUUCUCUUAGACAACAACAGAAUCUCCAAGUGGACGUGGCACUCCAAAACCCACAUACAGUGGCAUGCAGCCAUAUUUGUUCUCUCCGAGAUCUGCACCCGCCCCUCAUCUGCGAUAUGUGAUCGAGCCUGGGAGUGUGUGAGCAUCGUGCACAACCGAUGGAAUGUAAAGGAAAGUGGGAAGCGAGGCAAUCUAUGGAGACCCAUAAAGCGUUUAAUGGCAAAGGCACGUUAUGUGCGUGAGAUGCAGCAGACUGACCCGACAUUUUGUCACUUAGGACCCGCUGCACUAAUACCUUCCAAUACUACGUCAACGCCAAAUGUAGCUACAGGCCUGCAGCCAGGUGCCUUCCCAAGUUAUUUACACAACAUCCCCGGUACCGGGACUUCAGAUGAGUAUAUUGAUUGGAUGCUUGGGGAUCUGGGCAUAGACAUGUAUGGCGGGAUGGCAGAGGGGUUCGAAAAUUUACAAUAG
Molecule: messenger RNA, 2091 nt
Organism: Fusarium venenatum
Lineage: Eukaryota; Fungi; Ascomycota; Sordariomycetes; Hypocreales; Nectriaceae
Biological process (GO): DNA-templated transcription; regulation of DNA-templated transcription
Molecular function (GO): DNA-binding transcription factor activity, RNA polymerase II-specific; zinc ion binding; DNA binding
Source: RefSeq, a predicted model, not a curated record